This is a messenger RNA of Anopheles maculipalpis, 1833 nucleotides long. Its product is annotated as major facilitator superfamily domain-containing protein 8-like. The transcript has 5 exons. Gene Ontology annotation, cellular component: lysosomal membrane. The record is from RefSeq and is a predicted model, not a curated record. Bases 40 to 1764 code for a protein of 574 amino acids. Gene Ontology annotation, molecular function: transmembrane transporter activity. NCBI's taxonomy places the organism in Eukaryota, Metazoa, Arthropoda, Insecta, Diptera, Culicidae. Gene Ontology annotation, biological process: transmembrane transport.
CGCGACUUAAGAACAGUGCAGUGAGGGAUAUUAUCAGCAAUGGAGCGAUUAAAGAACUGUUUGCUCAAAAAACCUACCAAGAAUGAUCUGGACGAUGGACUCGAAACGGAGACUGAGUACACCGAACGCUGGACGUCGGUGCGCAUUAUUUACUACACAAUGUUUCUAAUGUCGUUAGGAUUUAGUAUUAUUCUAACAGGUGUGUGGCCAUAUUUGGACAAGCUAGAUCCUCACGCCGGAAAGGAGUUCUUGGGAUGGAUAGUAGGUGCGAAUCCGGUCGGGCAAAUGAUCUUUAGCCCUCUCGUGGGUUGGUGGGGCAAUCGGUUAGGAUCGAUCCGUUUGCCUCUGCUCUGCUCGCUGGCACUUUUCUCCAUUGCCAGCGGAAUCUACGCCUGUCUCGAACUGUUUCCAACUCAUCAAAAGUAUUGGAUGCUUUACUCCAGAUUCCUUAUCGGUGUCAGCUCGUCGAGCGUGGCCGUGUGCCGUUCAUAUCUGUCGGCGGCCACCAAGGUGAAAGAGCGCACUGGUGCCGUAUCGAUGGUAUCGCUCGCACAAACGCUCGGAUUCAUCGUUGGCCCUGUGCUGCAAGGAGCCGUUACCAUGUUCGGUGAAGAUGGAUUGCCACUGAUGAAGAACAAAUUGCACCUCAAUAUGUACACAGCGACCGGAUGGAUUAACGUGCUUAUGGGCAUCUUGAACUUUUGCCUGUUCUUACCCUUCGUGUUCAAAGAAAAGCGAAUCGCUGCCCGCGAAGCCAUGAUGCAGCAAGGAAUGCAGUCAGAGAAAGAAACUUGGAAAUCGAUGAAGCCCGAUUAUUUAUCUGCCUGGACGUUAAUAUGUGCAUUUUUCAUACUGGUAUUCAACUUUGUAUUUCUCGAAACACUGGCUACGCCGUUGACGAUGGAUAUGUUCGCAUGGACGAAGGGUGAAGCACUGUACUACAUGGCGUGGAUUAUGGCCGUGGGAGCCAUAUUGGCUAGUGCCGUGUUUCUCAUGAUUGAUCCAUUAUGCAAGAGGAUACCGGAGCGGCAAGUGCUCAUAUGGGGUGGAUUUUUCCUCAUGGUACUGGGACGCGCCGUUUACAUCCCGAUGAGCGACACACCACCAAAGAUGGCCCUUCCAGAAAAUGAAACGCUAGCGGCAAUGCGAAUGGAGGAUACGUCGCCGUACGUAUAUGGGUCCAACUUUACAGACGUGCGGUCGAAUUUGACCAGAGUGGACUUUGACUAUGGCGGACCUAUUACCACACUCGAACCAAUCGCUAUUGGUGACGCUAAGGAUUUGCUUGGAUGUCCCCCAACGCAGGAAUGGUGUAAAACUACGCGGGGCAUGACUAUUACUCAAUUCCUUGUAGGAUACGCUUUCACGGCGAUCGGAUAUCCGAUUGGAGUUACGCUUAUUACAACUAUAUUUUCCAAAGUUCUUGGACCACGUCCUCAAGGCACAUGGAUGGGCAUAAUGACUGGCUCAGGCUGUUUAUCGAGAGCAUUAGGUCCAGUGUUUUUAUCCACCAUCUACACUAAAUAUGGACUCUACUGGACUUUUGGCAGCACGGCUGUAAUGAUGGCCGCUACAAUGCUGUGGUUGUGGCAGAUGAGACAAAGAUUAGUUCCUAUCCCGUACGAUGUUAAUUGUAGGGGGGAAGAAUUGAUUGCGGUGGUGGCAAAGCAGGACCAAGCAGCAGAACCAAAAAAGACAGCCGAUGAAGUAACAGAUCAGUUGAACGGCAAUUCUAAAGCCGGCCACGUUGUCGGAGACAGCUGAUCCUUCUCGCUUAGCAUGUUGCAUAAUUGGCAUAACCAAACUGUUUGCUCACUUUACAUAUACUAUAUU